Molecule: messenger RNA, 1095 nt
Organism: Neocloeon triangulifer
Lineage: Eukaryota; Metazoa; Arthropoda; Insecta; Ephemeroptera; Baetidae
Gene: Ppcs
Product: phosphopantothenate--cysteine ligase
Exons: 6
Coding region: 92-1021 (309 amino acids)
Biological process (GO): coenzyme A biosynthetic process
Cellular component (GO): cytoplasm; nucleus
Molecular function (GO): phosphopantothenate--cysteine ligase activity
Source: RefSeq, a predicted model, not a curated record
CCCCCUUAUUGUGAAUCAGAAAAUCGGACCAGAAAAGAAAAGAACGAACUCAAUUUUGCUGCGUUUAAGGCGUUUAUUUUAUUUGCUUGCGAUGAAUCCCAUUACCUGGGAGGAGUUUUAUUUGAGGAAUGCCGCGCCUAGUGACUUGGAAAGCAGGAAGAAAGAGAUUCAGUCGUUCUGUCAAAAAUUUGAGCCAUCUGAUUUGAGAGUUGUCCUCAUAACUUCAGGAGGUACAACUGUGCCUUUGGAGCACAACACGGUACGAUUCGUUGACAACUUCAGUGCAGGAACUCGAGGAUCUGCUUCUGCAGAAUAUUUUUUGAAGGCCGGCUAUGCAGUCAUUUUUAUGCAUAGAUACAAAUCUCUCGAGCCAUUUUCCAGACAUUUCAGUGGCAACGAACUUUUGGACUCAAUACAAGUAUUAAAAGAUGACUCGUUACAAGUCGACCCUGCAAAAGCUCCAGUUCUUUUGCCAAUUCUUAAGGACAGAAAGGAGGCCCUGGACUCUGGACGUUUGCUGAUGGUUAAUUUUACCACUUUGACUGAAUAUCUUUGGAUACUGAGGGCUUCGGCUGAAGCGAUGGCUUGCCUUAACUCCAGAGCAAUGCUAUACCUGGCAGCAGCAGUUUCCGAUUUUUAUGUCCCGCCUGAGAAAAUGCCUGAGCACAAAAUUCAGUCGACUGGAGGGCCGCCAGAAAUUUCUCUUCAGCUUGUGCCGAAAAUGCUGCGUCCUUUGGUUGCAGACUGGGUGCCAAAAGCAUUUGUGAUUUCUUUUAAACUGGAGACUGACCCGUCGCUUUUGGUGUCAAAAUCUCAGGAGGCAUUGAAAAAUUACAGGCACAAGGUUGUGAUAGCAAAUGAGUUGCAUUCAAGAAAGAGUAGGGUGACCCUUGUCACUCCCAACAGCCACCACGAAAUUGUGUUGAGUAAAGAAGAGCUGGAUGCUGGUGUUGAAAUAGAGGAACGAAUAAUCAACGAUUUGGUUGAACAGCACACAUCAGCUAUGACUACCUUAAACUAAAAAAAAGCGCAAGUUUUAUGUAUUAAAUUGUUAUAUUUGUUGCCAGAUUAAAAAAUAUAUUUUAGUAAAGAAUU